This is a messenger RNA of Calypte anna (Anna's hummingbird), 2040 nucleotides long. It is a transcript of the gene ZMPSTE24, whose product is annotated as zinc metallopeptidase STE24. Lineage: Eukaryota; Metazoa; Chordata; Aves; Apodiformes; Trochilidae. Gene Ontology annotation, biological process: CAAX-box protein processing. Gene Ontology annotation, cellular component: endoplasmic reticulum membrane. Bases 77 to 1474 code for a protein of 465 amino acids. Gene Ontology annotation, molecular function: metalloendopeptidase activity. The transcript has 10 exons. The record is from RefSeq and is a predicted model, not a curated record.
CCCCCGGCAGCUCCUCCGGGCUCUGGGCGGCGCCGCAGCGCGGUCGGCGGAAGGAAGCGCGGGAGCGGCGCUGGCCAUGGCGCUGCCGGGGGAGCUGUGGGCCGAGGUGCCGACCGAGAAGCGCAUCUUCUGCUCCGUGCUGCUCUUCUCGUGGGCCGUCUACCUCUGGGAGGCUUUCCUGGCGCACCGGCAGAGGCGAGUGUAUAGAACAACAACACAUGUACCCCAGGAAUUAGGACAGAUCAUGGAUUCAGAAACAUUUGAAAAAUCUCGUCUGUAUCAGCUGGACAAAAGUACUUUCAGCUUCUGGUCAGGCCUGUACUCAGAGAUUGAGGGCACUAUGAUUCUUCUCUGUGGAGGAAUUCCUUUUCUGUGGAAUCUGUCUGGUCAGAUCUCUGGUCGUGCUGGGUUUGGACCAGAAUACGAGAUUGUUCAGUCAUUGGUGUUUCUGCUGCUUGCAACACUCUUCAGUGCAGUGACUGGUCUGCCCUGGAGUUUAUAUAACACAUUUGUCAUAGAGGAGAAACAUGGAUUCAACCAGCAGACACUGGGAUUUUUUUUUAAGGAUGCAAUUAAGAAGUUUGUCGUGACUCAGUGUAUUCUGUUGCCAGUGACAUCCCUUCUGCUUUACAUUAUUAAAAUAGGAGGAGACUAUUUCUUCAUCUAUGCCUGGCUUUUCACAUUAGUUGUUUCCUUGGUGCUUGUGACAAUCUAUGCAGACUACAUUGCCCCUUUGUUUGAUAAAUUCAUUCCCCUUCCUGAGGGAGAGCUCAAGCAACAAAUUGAAAUAAUGGCAAAGAGCAUUGACUUCCCACUGACUAAGGUGUACGUUGUUGAAGGUUCAAAGCGUUCCUCUCACAGCAAUGCUUAUUUCUAUGGAUUCUUCAAGAACAAGAGAAUAGUUCUCUUUGACACCCUCCUGGAAGAUUAUUCUGCAUUGAACAAAGAGCCAGCAGAAGGAGAAGAUAGUGAGAAUGAAGAGACAAAGUCUAAAACCAAAAAUAAGAAGCAAGGAUGUAAAAAUGAAGAAGUUCUGGCUGUACUUGGUCAUGAAUUGGGUCACUGGAAACUGGGUCACACUGUCAAAAAUAUUAUCAUCAGCCAGAUGAAUUCCUUCCUCUGCUUCUUCCUGUUUGCUGUGUUAAUUGGUCGAAGAGAGCUCUUUGCUGCCUUUGGUUUCUAUGACACUCAGCCUACCCUGAUAGGCUUGAUGAUUAUUUUCCAGUUCAUUUUUUCACCUUACAAUGAGGUGCUCUCAUUUUGUUUGACUGUGUUAAGCCGACAGUUUGAGUUUCAAGCAGAUGCAUUUGCCAAGGAACUUGGGAAAGCUAAAGACCUGUACUCUGCUUUGAUCAAGCUAAACAAAGAUAAUUUAGGUUUUCCUGUUUCUGACUGGAUCUUUUCCAUGUGGCAUUACUCCCAUCCACCCCUUUUAGAAAGACUUCAGGCCUUGAAAGAUAAAAAGCAACAGUGACAGGAAUCACUGCUGGUUCAGAGACAGUGCUUCCAUCUCAGAAGCAAAGUUCAGAGCUGCUUUUUAAUUUCUUUUUAAAAACUGAUAAUGCCAACUAAGUGCAAUAUUAACAGCACCACAGAUCUAAGAAUUCUGAAACAGGUAUGAUAUUAUAAAUGACUUUUUUUUUAAAUGAAAAUGAAACUGUGGAACCUAAUUUAGAAAAAGUACUAGGUGGAGACCUUCUCCACACAGACACUGGCUUUUAUCACAGUAUCACAGUAUCUGUAAGACUGUAAAGGGAGGAAAACAAAUGUGUAGACUUCAAAGCACCUGUUUCUGCAGGUUGGAUAUGCCUUGGACAUUGCUAUUGAUCCUCUCCCAUCCUCAGCAUUCUGUGAGCUUUCCCAUUCUCAAUCCUCUUCACAAUGGAUAUGGUUUGAUUUACUUGAUUUCAUGUAUAAUAACAUUAGUACUCACCAUUCACUUUUGUGUUUUUAAAAGGUAAAUGCAAGUGCAGGCCUUUCUCCUGGAUUCAUGUCUGUCAUCAUUGAAAUGCUACUUAAUAAAACCUUCUUUAUCUGAAA